AGGCGGUGGGUGUGGAGGCUGAGCACCCCGUGCGGCCCCCUCUGCUGCGGCAGGAGGGAACCUGCGAGUAGUUAGAGCGUCCAAAAGGGCAGAUGUCCGCGUGCCGGCGGACGCCUGGCAGGUGCCUUCAGCUGGGACGUUGGGUGGCCGUGGAGGCUCUGGGCGCGGUGCUGCAGUUGGCUCUAAGCCUGGGUCUUGGAGUUCUCAUCCCAGGGCUCUAGCUCGGCCGGCUCGCUUUCCGUCCCCCUCUUCUUCCCCAGCCCCGCCUCCGUCCCCUGUCCUUUUACCCUUCUCUCCCUUAACUCCUUAGCGUUUAGUAACUCUGAGAUGGUACCACCAUCCUGGGAAUUACUCAGGAGAAAGCAGUGUUGUCACCUUACCCAGCCGCAAUUCCAGUUUGGCCAGUGAGGUGCACCCCAAGCCCGCAUCAAGCCCAACAUUUGCUGGUCCCUAGGCCGUACCUAGAUCUGCAACGCUCCCGUUUCCUGGGUUCGCGUGAAGACCCUUUUGGCGAGACUUCCCCAAGUGGAUCAAGCCAGGGGCUGCGGUGAGAGGGGAGGGGCUCCUCGCUCACACGGGAAAAUCAGUGGGUCUUGAAGCCUUCUUGUGUCCUUCUGACAAGGGAAUUCUGUAGAAGCGUUUCUUUAGACUUGGCCAUUUGUUUAGGGAUCUUGAAGUCAGUCCUUCCAUAGUACUGGAGAGUGGGAAAUAAUUCAACAUGGAACACGAAGUUUCCUUACGGCCUUUUAUACUUUUUUUUUGUUGUAAACAGUUUUACUGGAAACACUAAUUUUCACCCAUGCACGAUUCAACAUCUUUUUUAUUACACCUCCCCCAUCCCACCCACUUUCAUCUCUCUGGAAUAAAGUAGAUUUUUUUUUUUUUCGUUCUGAGGCGUUUUGGAAGGUGUCAAGCAAAUGACGAAUUAUUUUUAGAGCAAUUUAUUUUGCAGCUUAUGAAGCUAAAGUACUGGGGUGUGAAUUGAUGGGUUAAUUCAAACUAUCUAAUAAUAUCAACUAUUCUAAUAGGAUAGUUUGUCUUAGAUUGCCACGGGUUAGAGGUCUAGUCUGGGAGUUGCAGCGCUUUGUAAAUUAUUUGAAAAAUGGGACAUUAAGGUGGCACCCUAUUUAGCUCACCUUGCAAAAGUUUUGCCUUUGGAGAUUGAAUCAAAGCCAUGCCUAGCCAUUGCAGUUUCAGGAUUGUGGUUGGUCAAUUUCAUUCCCCUUCUGUUGUUAACAUGAAGCCUAAAAUCUUUUCCAGGUUUUUUGAUCCCAAGAUAGCAGUAUAACUAAGAAGUUAAUUGGGUAAUUAAAAUAAAACAAAGACUAAAAUCCUCUUAACUGUUAAAACCAAAAAGAACAGAUUGACUACGACCUAUUAUGUUAUCUUAAAUCUAAAAUGAGGACAAUUAACUGGUUUCAGACUAAGAAGCUUGGCACAGAACCUCUAGUACCAGUACUAGGAUCAUGAAUUUGAUGUAAAGACUUCUUAUUAGAUUAAUUUUUCUUCUUAGUCUUUGUAAAUUAUAAACAAAUUUACCGAUUAUUCCUAGUUCUUUAAGUUGUCAACAAGUAUAGGCCAUUGGGUCAGGGGUUCCUGAGAGGGAUUUUCAGAGCACUGCUAUCUAAUGGAGUUGAUGUGAAAAUACACAGAUAAUUGAGUCAUGAACUUAAAGGCAAAGUUGUUCAUCUACCCCCAGACUCAUUAAUGCUUAAAGAAGAGGUGUCUUUUGCAGUUGUUUUCAUGUAAAACUUAACUGGAAAAGAGCAUAAAGAAUAUAUUUGCACAAUCUAUGCUUUUUAAAAUAAACUGUAAUAGUUUGGAAAUCCUGGAUAGAAAGUAAAUUUAUUGUCUUUAUAAAAAGUCCAAUCUUUCACAGUACAACUAUCAGAGAACACACACACACACACACACACACUUAAAUGUCCUACUGUUCCCUAUUUUCCUAGUAGAGCAAUAGCUAUAUGUUUAGAAUAAAUGUUACCUGCUUCAACUUUCACUGCAUGAGUCAUUCAAGGUGACUGUAUUUUAGGCAGAUCAUUAAAUAAGGAAUACUGAGUCUGAGGCAUUUAUUUUGCCCUGAGGAGGGCUUGAUAUAUUUCUUUAAACCAGUACUGAUAGUUUGGACAGACCCAUUUGUAUCACGGGCCAGUUUGGGGAAUAAUCUAGGUCACUGAACCUUGAGCGAUGGCUGCUAAACAAAUAAAUAUGGCUGGAAAAAAGAGGUCCACAAUAAACACGAAGGUCAUGUCGCCAAUGUCUCUUCAGACACAUAAUGUCCAACAAGCAAAGGAAGCCACAUACCCUCUAUUAUAUACAGCUACUCACAGACACAAACUUGUGUGGCUUGGCAGGAUUUUGUAAAGCGCAGAUUUUAAGAUAAAUCAUAAUUGGAUGUAAUUUUAUUGAGUACCAGUGUUAGUGGCUGGGAGGGUAGGACGUGGAUGCCCUAGACAAGUUCUGCAGAGCACGUUUAGAAAAUCCCCCACACUCCUGGCCCCGAGUGUUUCCUUUUCUAAACUCUGUCUCCUUCUCUGCCAUGUAACUUUGAGCUGAAACAGGCAAGGGUUGGUAGAACUCACUUCCUACUGCCUACUUUUUUUGGGUGUCUUUCAUCUCUGCUUUUGCCUUUGACUAAGCUGUUUUAGGUGCCCCAAACAUCUGGUAUGCUAUUGUUACUUAUUUAAAUACAUGUUAUUCUUUUAAAGCCACUUGCUCUACAGCUAGGGCCCUCAUGUCCUUAAGAAGGGAGAAAAUAGGAAGAGGGAGACAAAAAAAGAGUAAGCAUUUUUUUUCACUCCUUCUCCUCUGCCUGACGACUCAUCCUGGGUUCCUGCAGAGCUGGGGGAACCACAAAUGGGCCAUGAUCUCUGCAUUCCCGAACACCGAGCACACAGACAGUGGAAUGGUCACUUCAGAUGCAGGGCUGGAACACCAAACAGAUGUAAGGUCCUUCGGCUGCUAUGUUUGCCUCCAGAGUGGGAUUCCACAUAACAUGAGGUGGCCUUGGACUCCAUCCAGGAAGCUUUAGUUACUGAAGCAGCAAAAUGAGUUUUGCAGGCAGUAGCACUUCCUGAACCAGAGAAUGACGUUUUAGGUAGACUUUCAAGGACUGACCUGUUGAGAGUGUGGUGUUUUUUCUUUUGUUUUCACUUAGAUCCAAGUUAACAAGCGUGAAAUCCCAUGCAUGAUAUCCUAAACUUGGUUUUAACAAUGGAGGUGACUUCAUUGUACCCAUACCCAGCCUAUUCUCAUCUUAGGCAGCAUCCGUCACUGAGAACAUUUGUUCAAAUGAUGCAUUGCUUUCAGAAGGUGCUAAAGCUAAUUCUAUACCAUAUUUCAUAGUUCCCACGCAGAACAUUCUUUUAAAAAUGUUCAAACCCAGUCUUCCAUGUUUUAGCAACACAAACACUGAAGACUUUUAUGAAGUGUUUUUAUACAUGUGCUAACAAGGACAACAACCAAAGUUUUUGCUCCUUUGUACAUUUUGGCAUCAUAACUCAAUUGACUCAUAAGCUUACUAUAAAUAUCAUGUAGAUGUCUCAAAAUGGGAGCAUUUAUUCAAAAUAGUUUCUUAUGCCUUCAGGGGAAACAGUUGGGAUGUUUGAACAGUGUAUUUGAAGCUUCUCUAGUAAGUUUUAAAUAAGACACCACACUGCGUCUAUAUUCUUGAUAAAAGCUUUGAGCCCAAUUUAGUACCACCUCCAGGAGGGACAGGAGGUUAGGGAAAUACCCACUGCCAAGUCUCUCUGCCUAGUACCAUAGUCUGGGUGGUGUUUCUAGGGUCUUAGUUUGUGUACCAUGUACCAGAUUUAGUUAUAAGAGUUGAACCUGAGCACAGAAGGGCAAGGAAUUGUCUGAGAAGAGUUGUUUCUCCCUCUACCUCCAGUGCUGCACUUUUUGGUUAUUCUGCUUUGUAAAGACUACGGAUGUAUUCCCUGUAUAUUCCUCUAGUCGGGAGAAAUUAAUGUUCUGCUUUGACCCAGUAGUAAAAAGUAGGAUGAGGAAGCAAAGGGAAGUUGAAAGGAGGAAUUCUUAGAAACUUCCUAAACAGAAAAGCAAAAAGGAGGCAUACUGCAGACAUGGUUUACAGGGAAUACUGAAGUUUUGUUUAUCUACUCUUCAACAUCAGCUAAGAAAGUCACCUAACAAUGGACAAAAGUCACUAUUGCCCUUAUCGUCGCCUGACCAAAAAUCCCGUUAUGACAAACUGCAGGUUUUCAACAUGUUUUUACUAAAUGAAUUCAUAGCAAAAACCAGGCAUCUCUGAGAAAGUUAACCAGAGGGCUGUAAUUGCCAGUAACAUACAAUUUCCUUGCUUAAGUUCACUUCAUGGGUCUUCCUUUCCCAGAGCCAACCAAGAAUUUGGCUUCUGAAUAGUAAAGGAAAGAAGGAAAAAAGCUGUUGGUGCCUUCCUACUCUCCAUCCGCCAUGCCAGGGCAUCCUGAAACGGGGCCUGCAAACAUUCCCUAGGCCCACAUGCUAAGUCUCCAAACUUGAGGCCUUCCUCGGAGGCACCAGCCCAGGCGCCAAAGGCGUCCACCCUCUGGCCCCCUCAGCCUUGACACAGCAAGUGGCAGGGCACCGUCUCGUUCCCUCUGCAGGAGCCCCCUCCGCUUCUUUUCUGAUCUUCGAUUUUCUUCUUAAAGGCAUGCCGCAGAACAGAGUGCAUCUGAAUUGUUCCUCUUAUCAUUUUUGAACCCCUUUCUCCGAAGGUGGUCAAUGGGACCCUCCCGCGUGGCACGUUUUUGUUCUUGAGGGGCCAGCAGCCAAGCAGCCUCGAGCUCCACUUGUUUUGAAAGGAGGUGCCCCCUCCGUUACUCUUUUGUUCCUUUUUGCUUUAAAGCACUUCCUAACCGCACUCAGCCACUCAGCUUCCGCCCUGCGCGGGCCGCGGAGUCUGUGUCAGGGACAGGACGUCUGGCAGGACGCCACGAUUGGGACAGAGCCCCCGCCUUCCUGAGCAGCGAGCGAGGCAUGGACUGUUUUCUGCCAGCCAAGAGCCGGCCACCUCUGCGGCUCGGAUCUGCUUCCAGGGGUCGGGCCCCGAGCCUGCCUAACGGAGCCCUGGAGAGAGGGGGCACGCGGGCGACGCGUGGCCUUCCUCUGCUGUGACCCGCGGCCAGAGCCCCACAUUCCCGCCACCCGGCGCUCCCCUCCUCCGAGCGUCGGGGGCUCUGCUACGCAAUGCGGCGGAAGCGGCCCGUCCGAGCCGCCGUAGCGCGGGAGGUUUCCGUUGCUACAGAGAUGACCUCUGACCCAGGGGGCGUCUCUGGGGGGGCCCCUGGCCGGCGCAGCCGUUGCUAUGGAAACCACGUGGCCGGAAGCCGCGGUGCGGGUGCGGGCCGGCCUCUGACGCGGCGCGCGUUUGCCAGCCCCCGGCCGGCGUCCGCGCGUGCGCCCCCGUGCGUCGCCGGGUCCAGGGGCUGCGGGAGAGUUUGGUCCCGGCCCACAGGUGGCCGCCUUCACCUGGGCAGCAUCUCCUAUGCGCUGCCAGGUGUAGAGGAAAAAGCACUGGGCAGGAGGAAGGAGCCAGCUUGCUGGCGAUCACUCCCGAGUUCAGGACUGGGAGAGGGUGAGCCCCGUCCCUGCUGGCUGCUGGAAGACCAGGGCGGGCUCGCGAAGUUCUCUGGGCCUCAGUUUCCUCGACUGCAAAGCAAGGGCAUUGAUUAGAAUAAGCUCUGCUCAGCCCCAGCGCUCGUGUUCCAAGCGUCUGUAACUUCCACCCAGUCCGGAUUCUGAGUGGACUUUCCCAUCUUCCCUGUAUCUCUCCUGGACUGUGUUGAGUAUAUUUAAGUUGUAAUCUAAGAUCUGAGACUAUCGGACAUGGAGGGCUACCUUAGGGAUCAGGAUUGACCUUUUAGAAGUGUGGCAAGUCCUUCACCGUGGAGAAGUGACUGUUCCAAGAGCCAAUUUUGAGUUGUAGACAAAGCACAGCACGCAACUUUGAGCCUUGGAAGAAGAAAAAUGUUGUAUUUUACUGGUGACACUACCAAGAGCUCUUCACGCAUCUCACAGAGUUGUGUGGUUCGUUCUGAAACAGAUGGCAUUCCUUUAUAUUUCUUGUAUUCCCCAGAUGCCUCUACCUGCAGUUUCUGAACAUUUUCUGGGGGGAGGAGCCUACCUACCUUGAUUUGUUUUACCUUCUGUUAUUUUGGACUAUUGGGAAGAAUCACAAGUAUUUUCAAAUCAAAACAAAAACAAAUCAAAACCACUUCACUGUAAAUUUAGAAAUUGAAAAAGACUAUUUUGAAGGUAUGAUAAGACGAGAACAGCCUUCUUAUAAAAGAACAGAUCUAAAUUGUGUUUCUGGCAAGUGGAGUAGGUCAAAGUUACCUGCUCAUAUGGCUUUAAACUUUUAAAAGAUUUUUGUUGGCCUGGUUUCCAAAGAGUCUUUUUACCCCUUCCCCCAUGAUAAGAAUUACCCCCCUGAAGUUUGCUUUUCAAGUAAUUUGCCAUGAGUUCCUCAAGAAAACUGGAUAGAAUAUUUGCAUCUCAAAGCACAGGAAAGAAUGCAAGUUCCUCCAAGAAGGGCUUUUAUUUCCUACAUGCAGAAUUUUACAAUACCUACCCGCAUAGGGGAGGGUUGAGGAUUGGAAAAAAGGACAGCUGGGCUUUGAAUUGCUUCUGGAGCUUCAUUUCUGCUCUUGUAAAGACUCAAUUUUUGAGUUCAGGGUAGUUGUUUUUAAUUCAAGAAUUGAGUUGCAAGCUGUUUGCCAUCAGAGGGCUGGUCACCCAUCCUACUACAUUAUCUAUUUGCUUCUUUAAUUGGGGGGAGAAGAUCAUCAACUAAGAUGGAAAUACAAAGAUUUCUGUGUUCUAGAUAGCUCUUUGUUUUGGAAGAUCUUUCCUUCUGCAUGCAUAGUUGCACUUAGCUUUGGGGACAAGACCUCAAAAAAAAAAAAAAAGUUCCUAUCGGGCUCUGAGUAUCACUUCCAAUCUUGCCAACUUCUCACUAUAGAGCUAACUUAAUUUUUUUUUUUUCAAAUACAUUGUCAGAUUUCAGCUGACACAAAGAGUAAAUGUUCCUGGCAAUAUUGAAAACCUGUUGGAUUCAAGAGCUGUCCCCCCAAAAUGUGUAAAAGGUAGUAUCCUCCCAAGAUCCAGAACCGCAUCCAAAGGUAGCCAAAGAGAGAGACUUGGGUAUUUCCCUUGAGCACUGGCUCCAAUCAUUAGGACACUAGCUGUGAAUGGAGUGCAACCCACAUUGCUGUCCGGCCGUGUCUUGAGGGCCCUCAGCCUGAUGGUUCCCAAGCCAAAGACCUGACAUGAGACAGACAAGAAGGCACUAACUGUCCCUGGGAAAGAAAGGAUCAACAACAAAUAGGUCUUGGGAAGGAAGAAACAGCGUGAGUUUUCCCUUCCUCCCUCAACUGGGCACUGCAGACAGACAGAUCCAGGAGGGCUGACUCAGAUCCUCAGCUCAAGGGUAUAGUGACCAGGUUAUAUUGCAGGCAAGGCUACUACUUGCAAAUGCACCCCGAUGGAGCUCUCGAUGGAACCAAGGAUGACAGCACUAAUUCUACUCUGUUCAACCUCAUUCCAGUGGGGCUGCGUGUGGUUGCCAUCCAGGGAGUGAAGACAGGGUUGUAUAUAGCCAUGAAUGGAGAAGGUUACCUCUACCCAUCAGAACUUUUUACCCCUGAAUGCAAGUUUAAAGAAUCUGUUUUUGAAAACUAUUACGUUAUCUACUCAUCUAUGCUAUACAGACAACAGGAAUCUGGUAGAGCCUGGUUUUUGGGAUUGAAUAAGGAAGGUCAAGUUAUGAAAGGAAACAGAGUAAAGAAAACCAAACCAGCAGCUCAUUUUCUACCCAAGCCAUUGGAAGUUGCCAUGUACCGAGAACCAUCCUUGCAUGACGUCGGAGAAACGGUCCCGAAGGCCGGGGUGACGCCGAGUAAAAGCACAAGCGCGUCCGCGAUCAUGAAUGGAGGCAAACCAGUCAACAAAAGCAAGACGACAUAGCCAGACCCUCACAGGUGUUGUGACUUUCUCGCCCCGAGCACCGUUGAGUGAUUUCUCCUUGCCAGACAUUGCUGCUCCCGUGGCGGAGGAGCAGCCGGAGGUGAGCUCAGGCUUGCUCCCCGCUGCCUCGAACUUCUUGGUUGCGAGUGGAUAAAUCUCAACGCGUGGCGCCCCCCACAACAAGAAGACACCUGGACAACCAGCUCAACUCAGACCAUGGAAUGCCCUACCAGAUAUGGAAUGCCUUUUUAAUAUCUUUUCUGUGACUGUGACACUUCAUGUGAAUGACAUAUUUCACAAGUACACUUGAUACCUUGCCUGCUGACAGCUACCCAUAUUCCUUUUUGAGUCCUGUUUCGGCGAAAUCCAUGUGUUUUAAGUUCGAUUUUGUAGCACCCAGAUACUCUUGAGUAAUUUCUAGUUAGAUGCUGUAAACCUGUGCUAUUAUGGAUUUCUCUUCUCCCCGUUUUCACAGGGCUGCUGGCUCCACUGUCUGUGACCUUUUGCAGGGACCGUGUUCCUCUAACUCUUACCUGUCGCGGUUGGCUUGGUUCGGAGAGCGAUCAGGGAAACAGAAAGCCUUCCAAACCUAGAAUUCCAAAUUGCAUCUAGAAAGAUUCCAAGGGUUGUCUCUGGCUCACACUAUUGAUUAAACACACAUAUACGCUCUACCCAGUAGCAGAUACAGGGCCCCAGGGGCCGGCAUGGCCGGGGCGACACACGGGGUCAAACCCAGUCAUGGGACGUGCCCUAUGAGCUGAGUUUGGCACCCGCCUCUCGUUCCUUUGUGUGUGUGUGUGUGUUUUAUACAUAUCACAAGCUUACUGGUAAUGGUAACAUUUGCCUUGCCCAGCGAGCAAGACCCACUGGUUUUUGAGAAAAGUGGGUCCAAAGAACUCUGUAGGCCUUGUAGGCCUGAUUAAGGUUCAUUUUUCAUCUAUGAAAUCCUCAUUAUUUGGAAAAAAGGGGAAAAAAAAAAAGAAAAAUCAGUAAUUACAACCUACAAGAAUUGCGCUCCCUAAAUCCAUCUCAGAUCAUAUCCUUCCCGUUUUUAAUGAACCCAACUUAAUGCCAUCCCCGGGUUUGGCUGUGUUCCACUCAUACUCAGCAGAGCAUGGGCAAGGCGGCUGUUGUGUUCUUUUCUCAGCAGCGAUGCAAACGUUAGUUAUAAAUUAGACUUUAAUAUUUUUUGGUGUUUAACGACAAGUUUUUAAACUGGACAUAUUAGGAAAAAACUACUUUUUUUAGCUCAGCAUGCUGAGUCAGGUACUGUGUAUUUCACCAGUCCAUACCUCUAACCCAGCUUCUUGGGCCCCUGUGGCCCGAUGGCUGACUUAGAGGUGCCUUGCCAUGAUCUCAGAAUGCAGUCUGUUGAAUUAUUCUAGAUACAAAUAAAGGCAAACCACCACAUUCAAACAUCAGGUGUGCGGUCCAUCUGAUUUUUUUCCCCCCUUCUGUCUUAUUUUGCUUUCUUCACUUUUGAAUUUAAUGCUGCUGAAGUCUGAGCUUAGGGAAGACAACGACUAAGAAAGUCCAUGACUCGUUGAUUACACAGUGAAGAAACCAUGCAAAAUGUUCAGUAUUGGAUAUAGCGUUGCAAAAUGUUCAGUACAAAACUGUUUGGAAAUUUAUUUGUUAACUCUGGAUACUUAAUACCUUUCAGUGUUUUCUCCUCAGAAGAGUUCAUGGAGACCAAACUGAACCUCAUUUAUAGAAAACUCUAUGUGGGAUCAAUGUACUGGCCUCUUGUUACUGUUUCCACGUGGAAGGAUGACCCCGGUCGCCAUCUUCCCCCAUCUGCACUGUACUUACUGGGAAAUUAUUUUGUCACUGCUUUCCUAAGUCUCCAUGACAGCCCUUGCCCAGCAUUUAAAAAUUUUGGCCUGCUUAGCUGAUUAAAGAUUUACUAUCCAUUUACCUGUUUAUGCUUAUUUCAUUUUCAUAUUGAAUUCCACUUUAAUAAAUAAAAAGUUAGCAUAA
This is a messenger RNA of Sus scrofa (pig), 9945 nucleotides long. It is a transcript of the gene FGF14, whose product is annotated as fibroblast growth factor 14. The record is from RefSeq and is a predicted model, not a curated record. Gene Ontology annotation, molecular function: growth factor activity. Lineage: Eukaryota; Metazoa; Chordata; Mammalia; Artiodactyla; Suidae.